AAUGUCGAAAAUAACACACAGUAUCAACAAAUUUUAAAGAAAUUAAUUUUACCACAAAACCCGGAUCGAUCUGGUGCCAACAGUACUGUGGAUGAAUCUGUACUAGCCGCUGAGCUUCGCAGCAAACAUCCUGACAUCGAGGGGCAUCAUAGUUCAUGGCUGCUUUGGGCCAACUUAAUCAAUUCUUCUCCGAUACACGAACGAGAUAAACUGAAGACAUCCAAGGCACCACCGUUAGAACUGGCGAAAUAUUUUCGAUGGACGGCUAUAUCUGAAGCAGCAAGAUUGCAGUCGUUGCAUAGAGGAAUCGUGGUAGCGCAAACUGUGAAUGAUGGAUGGACAAAGCAAAUCGACGAAGUAAGGCAAGAUAUCGAUCUAGCGUUAACCGUGCUUCAGAGAGUUGUCGACAAACUUAAUGCAAUGGAAUCUCGAGCGAAGGGUGAAUCUGAACUAUUUGCAGCGAUGUCAUCGGCAACGCAGCCUGAAGAAAGUGAUAUUAGUCAGAAACUAUCAGCGAAGGUAGUGGACUGUACGGACGUGGAUCAUCAAUGA
Sabethes cyaneus is the source of this 552-nucleotide messenger RNA. RefSeq lists its product as uncharacterized. Lineage: Eukaryota; Metazoa; Arthropoda; Insecta; Diptera; Culicidae. The annotation marks the transcript as partial. The transcript has a single exon. The record is from RefSeq and is a predicted model, not a curated record.